This is a messenger RNA of Vigna unguiculata (cowpea), 923 nucleotides long. RefSeq names its product U-box domain-containing protein 35-like. NCBI's taxonomy places the organism in Eukaryota, Viridiplantae, Streptophyta, Magnoliopsida, Fabales, Fabaceae. The record is from RefSeq and is a predicted model, not a curated record.
UAUUACUCUUGUUCCAAACCCAACCACUGACUUGUCCUUCAAUUAUUAUAUAUUAUUAACACAUGGGGAUGUUAAAUUACACGAUCCCAGUAAAGGUGUGUGGUUGAUGGAGAUGGAGUACCCAGAAAACUACUGCUACAGAAGCAGCAGCAGCGUGUGUGAGAUAGAGGAGGAAGAGGACCACAAACCCACUCUUCAGAAGAAAGAAGAAGAAGACAAAGAAGAACAAGACUGUGUUUACGUUGCAGUGGGUAAGAGCAACACAAGCAUGCACGCUCUCUCAUGGACACUUAACAACAUGGUUACUCAAUCUACCACCAUUUAUCUCAUUCAUGUGUUUCCUCAGAUCAAACACAUUCCAAAUCCACUGGGAAUAGGAAUGGUUCCAAGGAAUGAAGUGAGUGUUGAGCAGGUGGAGAGUUAUGUUGAGCAAGAAAGAAGCAAAAGGAGAGAGCUCCUUCAGAAGUUCCUACAAUCAUGCUCUUCUUCCAAGGUUAAGGUAGACACCAUCCUGAUUGAAAGUGACACAGUUGCAAAGCCUAUCCUCGACCUCAUUCCGAUUCUUCAGAUAAAAACUCUAGUCAUUGGAGCCAACAAAUUCCAUCUAAGAAAAUCAAAAUCAAGGAAAGGGAAUAACAGUGUUGCUGAUGAGAUACUGCGGAAUUCACCAGAAAGUUGCAAGGUGAGAAUUAUAUGUGAAGGGAAGGAAGUAAAUGAGCAGAUGAUGAUUUCACCCCCUAACCAUACUUCCAUGACUACCCAAAACAAAGAAGAUAAUCAUGAUUCAGUUUCAUGCAUUUGUUUCAUACCCAAGUUCAAAUGAUUACCCUGUUUCAUUACUUUGAAUCAUUCAAUUACUUUGUAGUUCAUUCUGUGAUCCCAGUUUGUGAGAAGAUGAACGGAAAUUUCUAUUAUUGUUAAAA